Molecule: messenger RNA, 1905 nt
Organism: Pediculus humanus corporis (human body louse)
Lineage: Eukaryota; Metazoa; Arthropoda; Insecta; Psocodea; Pediculidae
Product: pentatricopeptide repeat-containing protein, putative
Exons: 8
Coding region: 1-1905 (634 amino acids)
Biological process (GO): tRNA 3'-end processing
Cellular component (GO): mitochondrial matrix
Molecular function (GO): tRNA binding; protein binding
Source: RefSeq, a predicted model, not a curated record
AUGAUUUCUUCAAAAGGUUUAAAAUUCAUGUUGAGCUGUGGCUGUCGUAAUUUAACCCAUAAACAAAAUCUAUUUCAUUUUAACAUGAAAUAUUUAAAACUUGUUGAAAAAUCAUUUUCAACUUCUUUAAUAAAUAAUAGAAAAAAAAUAAGCGUUGCUCAAGCUUUAAAACCUAAUAACAAUUUUUUCACUAAAGAUAAAACAAAUUAUGAAGAUACAUUUGGUAAUUUAUCAGAAUUUGAAUUUAAAUAUAAUAUGAUUAAGGAUGAUGAUGAAGAUGUUAAAGAAUACAAUCGCCGUAAGUUAGGUCCUGGGAAAACUAUAUAUAAAUUAGAAGUGGAAAUGAGAAAUGAUGGCAAGCCUUUAGUAUCACACUUAUAUAAUAGAAUUUUUUUGUAUAAUGCAAAAAUAGGAAAUCUUAAAGAAAAUUAUAGACUGUAUUUAGAUUACAAAAAGAGAAAUGGAAUACUUAAUGGAGGAAUGUAUACUUCAAUGUUUAACACUUGUGCUAAUUGUAAAAACUCAUUUUUCGCAUUAGAAAAAGCAACUGCCAUUAGAGAACAGUUAGCCAAUGAUAAAAAUUAUUCAAUCAAUUUAACAAAUUAUAAUGCAAUGCUCAAAGCAUUUGGUAGGCAUGGGGAUCUUCAAACAUGUCUUGAAAUUGUUGAUGAAGUAUUAAAAAACAGAGAUAAAGUUAAAAUUUCAACUUAUCAUUUUUUGCUACAAGCUUGUAUAUCCGAUAAGAAUGCUGGUUUAAGGCAUGCUUUAAUAACUUGGAGAAAAAUGCUUCAAUACAAGCUAAAACCAAAUAUUAUUGAUUUCAAUUUGAUGUUAAGAUGUAUCAGGGAGUGCUCAUUUGGCGAUUCUGAUCUUAUAAAUAAUGUCAUAGAGGAUAUUAUUAAAGAGAGUAAUAAAUUUUUUAGAAAAAAGGUACUUAUUAACAGAGUUGAUGGAAAAGUUCAUAGAAAAAUUUUAAACAUACCUGUCGACAAAGAAGAAGCAACAAAAUUUUUAUUUCCUAGUUUAAACGAUAAAGAAAAUGUAAAAUCAACAAACAUGGCUGAAGAAAAUUGUAUCGGAGAAAAUAAUUUAAUAUCUGCAACAACUACUACUACUAAUAUUAAACCUGAAUUAAUUGAAAGCAAUUCAGGUUCAUCUGAGGAAAAUAAUAAUGAUGUUGUUGUUGAAUUAAAUGAUGAUAAAUUAGAUUUAACAGAGUCCAAAUUGAAUGCUCAGUUACCAAAUUUGUUGGCUCCCACGCCUACCUUAGGAUCUGUUAUUUCGUUUUCUAGUAUGAGAUAUCCACAUGAAAGAUUUUCAUGCUUUGGUGGUUUGUCUGGAUUUUUAAAAACAAUGGAAAUGUACGAAGUAAAACCAGAUGUUAAAACAUUCACAUUAUUAAUUGAUGUAACGCAUCCUAAUGCUGCUGCUGAAAAGGAAGUGUUGAUUGAGGCACGGAAACACGGUUUAAAAUUAGAUACACCUUUUUUCAAUGCAAUUUUAAAGAAAAGAAGUCAACGACUAGAAGAUGCACAGGAUUUAUUAAUAGAAAUGCAAAAUGAAGGAUGCAGUCCUGACAUAAUGACUUUUGGUAUUUUGGCAAUGGGUUGCAAUACUCACGAGAAAGGAAUUGAAUUAAUCAAAAAAGCUCGAAAUUUUGGCAUAAGAUUAAAUGCUGAAAUAAUUGGAGCUCUCAUUCAUCAGGCAUGUCGCCUUUAUGAUUUUUAUUAUAUCAAAACCAUUUUACAAGCUGCCAAAGAAGAUGAAACUGAACUGAGUGCAAAAGCCAUUGUAAAGCUUGAUAAAAUGAUAAAAUUUGAAAAAAUCAAAAGAUUUAAAAGCAAACAACAACAACAACAACAACAACUUGAAAAAAAUGAAAAAGAUGAAUUGACAUCUUCCUAA